CACAGGCACAGGGCACAGGACUGCCAGAGGUCAGAAAUGUAUGUAGGAGAUUCUUCAAAGAAAUUUAAGUAGACUUGCCCUUUGAUCAACAAUCCCACUAUCGGGUAUCUACCUUGGGGAAAAGAAUUCAUUUUAUCGGGUGGCGCCUGUGGCUCAGUCGGUAGGGCGCCGGCCCCAUAUACCAAGGGUGGCAGGUUCAAACCCGGCCCCGGCUGAACUGCAACCAAAAAAUAGCUGGGUGUUGUGGCGGGCGCCUGUAGUCCCAGCUGCUUGGGAGGCUGAGGCAAGAGAAUCGCUUAAGCCCAGGAGUUGGAGGUUGCUGUGAGCUGUGUGAUGCCAUGGCACUCUACCAAGGGCCAUAAAGUGAGACCCUGUCUCUACAAAAAAAAAAAAAAAAGAAUUCAUUUUAUCAAAAAGACACCUACACUUGGGCGGCACCUGUGGCUCAGUGAGUAGGGCGCCAGCCCCAUAUACUGAAGGUGGCUGGUUCAAACCUAGCCCUGGCCAAACUGCAACAAAAAAAAUAACCGGAGGUUGUGGCGGGUGCCUGUAGUCCCAGCUACUCAGGAGGCGGAGGCAAAAGAAUCUUCUAAGCCCAAGAGCUGGAGGUUGCUAUGAGCUGUGUCGCCCUUGGCGACAGAGUGAGACUCUAUCUCUAAAAAAAAAAAAAAAAAAGGCUGGGCACCUGUGGCUGAAGUGGCUAAGGCGCCAGCCACAUACACCUGGCGGGUUCGAAUCCAGCCCAGGCCGCCAAACAACAAUGAUGGCUGCAACCAAAAAAAAAAAAAAAAAAGCCGAGUGCUGUGGUGGGCGCCUGUAGCCGAGCUACUUGUGAGGCGGAGGCAGGAGAAUCGCUUGAGCCCAGGAGUUGGAGGUUGCUGUGAGCUGUAAUGCCACGGCACUCUACCCAGGGCGAUAGCUUGAGGCUCUGUCUCAAAAAAUAAAUAAAAAUAAAUAAAUAAAAAUGUGGGAGCUAAAUGAUUGGUACAAACAGGAACAAAGAGGUGUUAAGGACUCUGGAAAAAAGAAGGAGGGAGGGGAGGAAAAAAACUUACCUAUCAGGUACAAUGAACACUAUCCUAGUGGCAGGCACACUAAAAGCCAUGACUUCAACAUUAAAAAAUUCACCUUGCACAAAAAUAAAACAAAAACACUUGCACCAAUUCGGCGGUUACCUCUGAGCAGAUCGGACUCUUCUAGCUCUCGCAUCUCGCUCCGCUUCCUCCGCUACCAUGUCUGACAAACCCGAUAUGGCUGAGAUCGAGAAAUUCGAUAAGUCGAAAUUGAAGAAGACGGAAACGCAAGAGAAGAAUCCACUGCCUUCCAAAGAAACGAUCGAACAGGAGGAGCAAGCAGGCGAGUCAUAAUGAGGCGAGCGCCGCCGAUAUGCACUGGACAUUCCACAAGCAUUGCCUUCUUAUUUUACUUCUUUUAGCUGUUUAACUUUGUAAGAUGCAGAGAGGUUGGAUCAAGUUUAAAUGACUGUGCUGCCCCUUUCACAUCAAAGUAUCCAGAACUACUGACAACGAAGGCCACGCCUGCCUCUACCAUCUGCCUGUCUGGCUGGCAGGGAAGGAAAAGAACUUGCAUGUUGGUGAAGAAAGAAUUGGGGUGGGACGACAGUGAAAUCUACAGUUAAAACUAAGCUGGCCCCAGGGUUUCUUGCAGGCUGUAAAAUGCAGUUUAAUCUGAGUGCCAUUUUUUUUUCGUUCAAAUGAUUUUAAUUAUUGGAAUGCACAAUUUUUUUAUUAAUGCAAAUAAAAAGUUUUAAAAC
Molecule: messenger RNA, 1774 nt
Organism: Nycticebus coucang (slow loris)
Lineage: Eukaryota; Metazoa; Chordata; Mammalia; Primates; Lorisidae
Product: thymosin beta-4-like
Exons: 1
Coding region: 1233-1367 (44 amino acids)
Biological process (GO): actin filament organization; regulation of cell migration
Cellular component (GO): cytoplasm
Molecular function (GO): actin monomer binding
Source: RefSeq, a predicted model, not a curated record